AUGAGAGUUCACCCCUCCUUCCUAGGCACUCUUGCCCUUAGUGCGAGCACCCUAGCAUCCGCCGAGCUCAACGUCCGCACGGUCUACCAAUUCGCCUCCAACGACACCUGGCUCGAGAACCUAGCCGUCCGAUCCAACGGCCUCAUCCUCGCAACCGAGAUCGGGCCCCCAGCAAGCCUCCUCUCCUUCGACCCGCGCUCCUCAUCCCCAAAGAAGAACGUCAUCCACACCUUCCCCAGCGUCCUCGGCCUCUCCGGCAUCACCGAAGCAGCCCACGACGUCUUCUACGUUGCCGGCGCCAACACCACCAGCGACAACAUCUCAGAUCCUCCCAAAAACGCCACGCACAUCUGGCGCGUCGACUUCACCACCAACUCUGAUACCCCUGACAUCAAGCUCAUCGCCCGCCCCACCGCACCAACCGGCUUUAACGGCCUAGCAGCCUUCAACGAGACCAUCAUCCUCGCCUCGGCCUCCUACCAAGACUCCAUCUUCGCCGUCGACACAACAACGGGGUAUACCUGGGAAGCCAUCAAAGAUGCGAACCUGAUGAGCAGCAUCAACGGACUCAAGGUUCAAGAUGAUUUCGUCUACUGGACUGCAAACGGUGGCCUUUACAGAGCAGAGCUCUACUCGAAUGUGACUGCUGGUCCUGGAGAACUUAUUGUCCAGUCUACUGCCUUUGACGAUUUUGCUGUUGCACCGGAUGGGUUCCGUGCUGCGAGUGGAAGGAAGUUUGCGUAUGCGGCUACGGCGGCGAUGAAUACGAUCAUGCAGAUUAGCUUUGACUUGCAGGGUGGGAGGAACCUGACGAGUGUUAUUGCCGGCAGUUUGGAUUCUACGGAGGUUGCGGAGCCGACGGGGUGUGCGUUUGGGAGAGGCGAGGGCGAGAUGGAUUGGUUGUAUGUUACUACUGGUGGUGCGAGUGCGGUGAAUGUGGAUGUGGAUGGGGUGGAGGUUGCUGUUGGGGCGCAGUUGUUGGGGAUUAAGCUUAAUUAA
Aspergillus luchuensis is the source of this 999-nucleotide messenger RNA. RefSeq lists its product as uncharacterized. The coding region runs from base 1 to 999 and encodes 332 amino acids. NCBI's taxonomy places the organism in Eukaryota, Fungi, Ascomycota, Eurotiomycetes, Eurotiales, Aspergillaceae. The record is from RefSeq and is a predicted model, not a curated record. The transcript has a single exon.